AUGGGCAUUCCAAUGUCCAAGAUCAGUGAAAGCAACAUGCGAUUCCACGGGGUCAUCCCAGAGAAGAAAGCCGAUUCACACAGUCAAAUCACUCUUGAUGUGGUUUUUGGUGAUUCAAAGAAUUACCGCAAGGAAAAGUUGACGUUUGCUAUCAUGGAUUUUCACAGUGCCUAUCAUGCUAUUUUGGUCAAGCCUGCAUAUGCUCGUUUCAUGGGUCGACUGUGUUACGUGUACCUCAAGUUGAAGAUGCCUGGCCCCAGAGGUGUGAUCACAGUCACUGGAAAUCGGCAGAGAGCAGAAGAGUGCCUCCAGAAGGGCUCAAAGAUUGCCGAUGAACAGAUGGUAGCAGUAGAGAUGCAAGAAUAUCAUAAGAAUGCAGAUCCGAGUGAUUUGUUGCGUGCUAAGAAGCCUGCUUUAGAGUCUACAUUUUAG
Molecule: messenger RNA, 432 nt
Organism: Aegilops tauschii subsp. strangulata
Lineage: Eukaryota; Viridiplantae; Streptophyta; Magnoliopsida; Poales; Poaceae
Source: RefSeq, a predicted model, not a curated record